Molecule: messenger RNA, 2786 nt
Organism: Caenorhabditis angaria
Lineage: Eukaryota; Metazoa; Nematoda; Chromadorea; Rhabditida; Rhabditidae
Source: the annotation of a GenBank genome assembly
AUGGCUCAAAUUGUGCGACAAAGUAAGUUUCGACAUGUUUUUUGUAAACCCGUCAAACAUGAGAAUUGUAUGUCCGAUAUCAGGGUGAGUGUUUACAGGGAUUUUGAAAAAAAGGAAAUUUGAAAGUGAAUUUCAGAAUGAUUUUAGUAAUUUUUAAAUUUAUCGGAAUAUUUUUUGGGUUGGUGAUUUAAGUUCCCAGUAUUCCAGAAAAUUUGGAAAAUUCAAAUUCAAUUAUUUCAAAUUUUCAGAAACUUCAGAUAGCAAGUCACUUAAAUCAUAUUUCAGGUAACCGAAAUCACAUGGGAUUCACUUUUCUGCGAUGUCAAUCCAAAAUUCAUCGCAUUUAUCAAUCGAGGCGCCGGUGGACCAUUCAUGGUAAUCCCAGUCACAAAAACCGGUCGAAUUGACAAAGAUUAUCCAUUUGUUGAUGCUCACAAAGCUCCGUGUCUUGAAAUUGCUUGGUCUCCAUUCAAUGAUAAUGUUAUUGCUUCGUGUUCUGAAGAUACAACUGCAAAAGUUUGGGUGAUUCCAGAAAGAGGAUUGACUCGAAAUUUGUGUGAACCUGCUGUUGAAUUGACUGGACAUCAGAAGAGAGUUAAUACUUUGGCAUGGCAUCCGGUUGCUAAUAAUCUUUUGCUUACUGCAGGUUAGUCGAUUUUUUUUGGGUUACUGUAUGUUCCUUUGAAAUACUUCUUCAGUUUUGGAUUUCCAGGCUGUGGAAAAAUUUCUAGUAAUGGUUCACUAAUCACCAAACUCUCGUUCUUAUUCUAUUUUUCCACAAAUGAUCAAAGAUUUUUGAAACGUAUAUUCUUGAGGUGGUACUGAAUUUUGAAAGAAAAGCCAAAGCGGUCAAUAUUUUUUCACUUUUUAUUUAAAUUUCAUGUUUCCAGGAGGUGAAAAUGUGAUGUUCCUAUGGAACGUGGGAACUGGCGAAGCUCUUCUCGAAAUUUCUGGUCAUCCUGAUCAAAUUUGGAGUAUCAAUUUCAAUUACGACGGAAGUCAAUUUGUGACAACUUGCAAAGAUAAAAAGAUUCGAAUUCUCGAUUCGCAUACUGGCGCAGUUGUUAGCGAAGGUGUUGGACAUGAAGGUGUCAAACCACAAAAAGCAAUUUUUGUGAAAGAUGGUUUGAUUCUCACUACAGGAUUCACUAAAAGAUCUGAAAGAUUAUAUGCUCUUCGAGCUCCUGAAGAUUUAUCAACUCCAAUUGUUGAAGAAGAAUUGGACACUUCAAAUGGUGUUAUUUUCCCAUUUUGGGAUGAAGAUACUGGAAUUGUUUAUCUUGUUGGUAAAGGUGAUUGUGCUAUUCGAUACUACGAAAUUAAUAAUGAAGCACCAUUUGUUCAUUAUAUCAAUACUUAUACAACAAGUGAACCACAAAGAGCAAUCGGUUUUCAAUCAAAACGUGGAAUUUCGAGUGAGGAAAUUGAGAUAAAUCGUAUUUAUAAAUUGACAACAAAAGGAGUUGUGGAUAUUUUGCAAUUUUUUGUGCCAAGAAAAUCGGAUCUUUUUCAACAUGAUUUGUAUCCGGAUACAAGAUCGACUAUUCCAGCAUUGACUGCCGAAGAAUUUAUGGAAGGUUUGUGGGGUGAUAGGGAAUUCUGAAUUUCAAUAGAAUUCUAUUUUCACAGUCCAAAAAUUCUGAAUGUUUUGUAUCGAUUUUCUGAAUAAAACUCAAAAUUACCAAUUAAAUUUUUGAAAAAAUUAUAAAUUUUUUCCAGGCAAGAACUCCGAUCCAAUCCGUCAACCAGUAAAUGCAGCAGCCGCCGCCGCAGCAGCAAAACCAAAAGUCCAAGUCGCCAAAAAAGCCAAUAUUCUCUCAACCCUUGCUCCAACCGCAACUGAUGUUCAAACUCAAUCCUAUGCUGAAAAACCGCAGCAACAAAUGAGUCGUCCACCAUCUUCAGCUGCAGCUUCUCCACGUCCUCGUCCAGUUGUUGAUGAUGAUAUGGGAAUUGUGACAAUGCGACCAGAACAACCAUCAAGUGCUGCAAGUAGUCGACCACCUUCUUCAAGAGCUUCGGAAAUUCCACCAAAGGAAGUUAAGGGACCCGAUCCGAUGAAACCAAAACAAGCGGUAAGAGAGGGUUUUUGAGAAUAUUUUUUAUUUUGAUUUGAACUUUAUUUGGAUUUUCUGAAUCUUGUGUAAGAAAACUAAUUUUCAUAAUUAAAAAUUCUAAAUUCCAAUUUUCAAAGCUAUUUUUUCCGACAAAUUUUCCAACAUCAAGAACUAAUCUCACAUACUUUCCCUUCUACAGUAACUCUUUCCCAACUUCUCUCAACCUUUCCCAAAAAUCUAUCCAACAUUACCCUUUCCCAGGUAACUCUUCGUUCCCGUGCUGAUCGCGAUGAACCUGGAGGCGCUUUAACUCCUGGACAACGUCGCGCUGCCGCCGAACUCGACCGAAUCAAAAGAGAUCAAUCUCGUCAAGCGGAUGAAGAUGAUGUUUCAGCACCCACUUCUCUUGCACCUCCACCCUCUUCUACUCGUAGCUCUGCUUCACCAAGAGCCAGUGUUUCUUCAGAUGUUCCUUCAGGGGUAAAUUUUUUUUUGAAAAAGAAAAUUUGAAAAAAAAUACCUGAAGAAUUUGGAUUUAUUUCUGAUUUCAAAAUGUUUCUACCUUCAAAUUUUCAAUCUGAAAUUUUGUAGCACGUUCCACAAAACAUGGAUGAAUUAUUGGAUGAUCUGAUGAAAAUGAAGGCAGUUUUGCGACAACAUGAAAGACGAAUUCGAAUUUUGGAAGAGGAGAUUGCUGAUCGUAAUAUGAGCAAUGCUUAUUCAUUCUAA